Molecule: messenger RNA, 373 nt
Organism: Dentiscutata erythropus
Lineage: Eukaryota; Fungi; Glomeromycota; Glomeromycetes; Diversisporales; Gigasporaceae
Source: the annotation of a GenBank genome assembly
CAAUUCAUUGCUGAACAAUCACCUCCAAAUAGACCUAAUAUUCAAUUAAAUGAAAAUAAAAAUCGACAAAAUAUUAGCGAAAUCACACCAUCAGCCCCGCUUUACAUACCUUAUGAACUAUUAGCUAAUGAAAUCAACGAAGGUCCAUCAAAUAAGCGAAAAAAUAAAAAUCAACAAAAUAUAACUGAAAUCACACCGUCAUCACCAAUUUAUUUCCCCGAUAGACUUAUAGACAUGUCGCCUCAAAUUUUCACAAAUCAACAAUACAAAGCAAGAGCAUCUACGAUUGAUAUACCACAAAUUAAACCUUCCAUAAAUCAGAACCAAAGUAGAGCCUUUUCGCUUGAUCCAAACCUUUUAAAACAAAAUAGAG